Ictalurus punctatus (channel catfish) is the source of this 1062-nucleotide messenger RNA. It is a transcript of the gene srp14, whose product is annotated as signal recognition particle 14. The transcript is spliced from 5 exons. Gene Ontology annotation, cellular component: signal recognition particle, endoplasmic reticulum targeting. The record is from RefSeq and is a predicted model, not a curated record. Gene Ontology annotation, biological process: SRP-dependent cotranslational protein targeting to membrane. Lineage: Eukaryota; Metazoa; Chordata; Actinopteri; Siluriformes; Ictaluridae. The coding region runs from base 69 to 401 and encodes 110 amino acids. Gene Ontology annotation, molecular function: 7S RNA binding; endoplasmic reticulum signal sequence receptor activity.
GAACGCGACGUGGGCAUUCAGUGGAGCUGUUCGGCUUUCAGUGAGCGGCUCCGUUUGUCAGGAACACCAUGGUGCUGUUAGAAAACGACGCGUUUCUCACUGAACUCACACGCCUCUUCCAGAAGUGCAGGACCAGCGGCAGUGUGGUGAUAACGUUAAAGAAAUACGACGGGAGGACAAAGCCAGUGCCGAGGAAAGGCCAUCCAGAGACAUUUGACCCAGCUGACAAUAAAUGUCUCAUCAGGGCAUCAGAUGGCAAGAAGAAAAUUAGCACAGUGGUCAGCACUAAAGAAGUAAUAAAAUUUCAGAUGGCGUACUCCAAUUUAUUGAGAGCACACAUGGAUGGCUUGAAGAAGAAAGACAAGAAGAGUAAAAGCAAGAAGACUAAAGCUACACAGUGAUUUAAAAAAAAAUAUCAAGGAGAGAGAGAGAGGAGCUGUUUAUUCUGAAAGACCACCUUCAGUGACAUCCAGUACUCACCUGUGUCCUGACCUCAACAACCUUUCCUUCACGCUGUUGCUGUGUGGCACUCUACAGCCACCGGAGGAGUGGAGGUCGUUUUCUCUGCCCGAAUAUUAUCUUGACAUCUUCCUUGUUCGAAACGGUUCGGUUGGUCGAGAUUUUGCUACAAUCAUCGGGUAUAAUUUGGUGGUGCCAUAUAUAUAUUUUUUUUCUUGUCAAUUUUUAAAUGCAUCGUAAAAGAUUGCCCAGUCUCUGCUCCUUAUGAUGGAAGUUCACCAUGAUUGUCCAGGAUUUACAUCCACUGACUUCAGAGGAGUAUAUACAUUUUUUUAAUUCUGAAAGAUACUUCUAUGUUUAUUACUCGAGUCCACCAUAGUUAUUUUAUCCCAAUCAAUGUUCGUGCCUUUAUGACACACUCCCCCCCUACAUCUCCCCCCUCCCUUCCAUGCAUUUUGGCACAAAACCAUGCAGCACAGUGGAUUUCUAGGUUUAGAGUUAUUGUUUCAGUUGUUGGCCCAAACAGUGCAAUGAGCAAGUAUCACAAUGUUUAGAUGAGCGGUUAACUUAUUCUGAGUUCGAAAUAAACAGUGUCCCAGUCCA